AUGGCAUCCAAGUUUGAUUCUGCUGUCACAAGCCCUAAUUCCCUGAUUUCCACAAUGCUGGUGCUUGGGCUGCUAAUGGCUUCCCUAGGCACAACAGGUGCCCAAAGUGGUGUUUGUUAUGGAAGGCUUGGAGAUAACCUACCGCAGCCAACAGAAGUUGUAGCUAUCUUAAACCGAAACAACAUCCGAAGAAUGAGAAUCUAUGAUCCAGACCACUCUUUUCUCGCAGCACUUGGAGGCUCCAAUAUUGAACUCAUUCUAGGUGUUCCAAAUGGGGAUCUCGAAAGCAUUGCUUCAAGCCAAGCCAAUGCAAACACUUGGGUCCAAAACAACGUGCUAAACUUCGGUAAUGUCAGAUUCAAGUACAUUGCAGUUGGAAACGAAAUAAAGACAACAGAUACAUCUGCACAAAUCCUUGUCCCCGCCAUGCAAAACAUUCAGAACGCAAUAUCUGCGGCUGGCCUCGGGAACCAGAUCAAAGUUUCCACUGCCAUUAUGACUGGAGUCCUUGGAGAGUCCUACCCUCCGUCAGUGGGCUCCUUCAGGGCCGAUUACCGGCCACUUCUCGAUCCCGUCAUUAGCUUCUUGGUCAACAACCGGUCUCCAUUACUCGUUAACUUGUACACGUAUUUCAGUUACAUUGGAGACGCGAAAGAUAUUACUCUUGACUAUGCUCUUUUCACGUCUCCUUCAUCUGUAGUGAGCGAUCCUCCGCUCAGUUACCAGAAUCUUUUUGAUGCCAGUUUAGAUGCAGUUUACUGGGCAUUGGAGAGGGCCGGCGGGGGGUCUUUGGACAUCGUUGUAUCGGAGACUGGUUGGCCUUCAGCUGGAGGGACAGCUACAACACUUGAAAACGAAAGAACUUAUGUCACGAAUUUGGUUCAGCAUGUGCAGGGAGGGACUCCGAAGAGGCCUGGAAAGCCUAUAGAAACUUACGUGUUUGGCAUGUUUGACGAGAACCAGAAAUAUCCCGAGUAUGAGAAAUUUUGGGGCCUCUUUCUCCCAAAUGGACAGCCCAAGUUCCCAGUUAAUUUCAAUUAA
Juglans regia (Persian walnut) is the source of this 1041-nucleotide messenger RNA. Its product is annotated as glucan endo-1,3-beta-glucosidase, basic isoform-like. Gene Ontology annotation, biological process: carbohydrate metabolic process. Gene Ontology annotation, molecular function: hydrolase activity, hydrolyzing O-glycosyl compounds. The transcript is spliced from 2 exons. Lineage: Eukaryota; Viridiplantae; Streptophyta; Magnoliopsida; Fagales; Juglandaceae. The coding region runs from base 1 to 1041 and encodes 346 amino acids. The record is from RefSeq and is a predicted model, not a curated record. Gene Ontology annotation, cellular component: plasma membrane; cell wall.